Molecule: messenger RNA, 916 nt
Organism: Quercus lobata
Lineage: Eukaryota; Viridiplantae; Streptophyta; Magnoliopsida; Fagales; Fagaceae
Product: toll/interleukin-1 receptor-like protein
Exons: 3
Coding region: 90-899 (269 amino acids)
Biological process (GO): signal transduction; defense response
Molecular function (GO): ADP binding
Source: RefSeq, a predicted model, not a curated record
AAAGGGUGCUCUCCUCAGUCUCUCCUAUCUCAUUUCUCUCUCUCACAAACUCAGAUCAGAUCUUUACAACAGUCUACUCAUAAAUCUUGAUGGCUCUUGUGAUCAGCGAAGGAGCCUCAUCUUCCUCUUUCACCCACCAACCCAAGAACUUUGAUGUCUUCUUGAGUUUCAGAGGUGAAGAUACCCGUUAUGGUUUUAUUAGCCAUUUGUAUGAGGCUUUACAUUUAAGGGGUAUUCACACCUUCAUUGAUGAUAAUCUCCAAAGGGGAGAAAAAAUUUCUACAGAGCUUCUGAAAAUCAUUGAGAACUCAACAAUAUCAAUAAUUGUAUUUUCUGAAAACUAUGCAUCAUCCACUUGGUGUUUGGAUGAGCUAGCCAAGAUUGUUGAGUGCAAGAAGAAUGACCAAUUGGUGCGACCAAUUUUUUACAAUGUGGACCCAUCAGAUGUACGUAACCAAAAUGGAAAGUAUGGAAAAGCUCUAGAUAAAAAUGAAAAAAACAUUAAGCACAACAAGAAAGUACAAAGAUGGAGAAACGCUCUCCAAGAAGCAGCCAAUAUAUCUGGUUGGCAUUACCAGUAUAGUGGCAGCGAGUCCAAAUUUAUCCAAGGAAUUGUUGAAGAGAUCUCAAAUUCUAAAUUAAAUCGCAAGCCAUUAUCUAUUGCUCGUUACCCUGUUGGAAUAGAUUAUCGUGUAAAGACCAUUCUUUCAGAUAUUGAGUCAAAUGAUGCUCCCAUGAUAGGGAUCUAUGGCCCUGGUGGAAUAGGUAAGACCACAAUCGCAAAAGCUAUUUUUAAUAGAAUUUGUGAUCAUUUUGAUGGAUUUUGUUAUCUAGAAAAUUUUAGAGAAAAAUCUGGGACAAAUAAUGGUGUAAUCGAAUUACAAGAGACUUCUUUUUGAGAUCUUAAGGGAUAGAA